AUGCGUAUGCCUCGCGCCGCCAAUUCAGGAAAGCGACAGCAGGGAGCAAGCAACCAGCGUGAUACCAGGCAUGAGAAUGGCCUGGUAGGUCCGGGGAAGCGUGUGGUCAAGCAGAAGAGCCAGAACCAGCUCGAUGGCAUCUCCAAGCCAACCGUUGACGCUGCCUCCGUGCCGCCUCUGCCACUGCAAGUCAACAACAACAACACCACCACCACCACCACCGCUGCCCCGCCCCAUCCCGACGACAUGGCUCCCGAACACCGGACAACCGAGAUGCUCCGCAGGGGCUCGCUAGAUGCCUACUCUGAAUCUUCGUCUGCCGACUCGCUCCCUGCUGCCGUCAGCCUGCCCAUCCCCGACGAGGGUCACCGUCAGAUCAAUGUGAACGAUGCCAAGAAUACAAACGUCCACCGCGACCCCGGCUUGAUGGAGCUCGCCAUCACGGUCCUUCGCGCAUGCCCUCUUCAGGACACCAUUGCUAUCCUCAUCAUUCUCAUGCAGGCUUCACCCGCUGUCUUGGCAACCAUCUAUACUUUGUUUACGCUUCUUACUUUUGUGCCACCCGUAACCACCAGUUCCGGUCUCAGCAUCGCCGAGAUUUUCGACGGCAGCCAAGGAACGCCUUCUCUGACGACCCUGGUUGGAAUGGAUGUGGUCAUGUUGGGCAUCUGGCUCUUCUUAUGGGCACCCAUGCAGCAGUUCAUCUUAGAUCUCGCUCAAGUUGUGAUCGCCUUGACCUUGGGCGGCGGUGGCACUUCGAGGCAAGGCACCACGAGCAAUAUUCUCUUUUGCGUGGCCAUGGUAGGAAUGUCUCAGUGGACACGGCACGCCCGGUGGAGUGGUUUGUCGCGACUGAGCUCGGUGUUGGGUUCCCAUCGCUUCCUGAUGGCUGAUUCAGAUUCAAAUAUGCGUGCAUUCGAGAAGAAGGGCCCUGAUGGGUGGCUUCGAAAUAUUUUGGGUAUUCACAUUCUGACUCAGGGUCUGGUGCGAUACAUCCGGGAAUGGUACCUGCGGAGGGAACGUCGUGAUUUGCAGCUCCAGAGCCUAGCAGACCCCGAAGCCGGAAAGUCCGUUUCUUUUACGGCCGAGGGUUCCUCAGAUGCUGCCCUCAUGGCCGCCGACAGCGAUGCUCACCUACAAACCAGCGCAGGAAAUAUUUCGACCAAGAAACGCAGGAAGCAAAGUGCUCUCGUCCGGAUCAGGCAGCCUCUCUGGGCGGCUCUAGCUAGUACCAAGAUUGUUAUGGUGAAGGAGUAUGAGCUUUCCCACGCCGCCUCGGAAUCAACCAGUUCGAACGCCACCGAUAUCCACAACCUGGGCAAUGCCCCCUUCAACAAGCAGCCUGAGAAGAUCUGGAUCUGCUAUGUGGGUUGCGACGAGGUCUGCUUCAACACCAGUCAUUUCCCUGAUCCAUUGAGCGAAGACGAAGCAUCCGAGGACGAGAGCCAUCCAGGCAUCGAUAUGAGUAAACCGUUCUAUGUCAGGGUCAACAAAGCUAUUUGGCAACCAACCCGAAUGAUGCCAAUCGAAAUCGGCGAGGAGGAAAAGCAACAAGGGACGUGCUGGACAGGCGAUAUCUACGGACUUACGCCGCUCUCCAACUACGAGUGCGAAUUCGUCAGCACUCGUACUGGUGAGGUCAUUUUCUCAACCAGUGUCAGAACCAUUCAGGCCAAGAGCAAGGAUCUCGAAGUAGCAUCCAAAACUACCAACAAUCAACGAUCGCAUGCCCGCCACGACUCGCCCGCCACGACUCUUAGGGCAUCCAUUGCUGCAGCUGAAGCGAAACUGGCCGAUGAAAAGGCCCGUCUCAAGUCUGUAAAAAAGGACAACAACCGAAAGCUGAAUGCCCUGCGAAAAGAGAUCGAGAAGCUGUCCUCAGCUGUACAGUCGGCUGGUGGAGAUGACGAGAAACUAAGACAGAAGGUGGCGCAAAACAAGGUCCAGGAGAAGCGAGCCGAAGAGUCUAUCAAUGAGCUUGACGCGGAGCUCAAGGAGUUGGAGGCAUUGCCCGAGGAGCUGCUGAAUGAGUAUCGGGCCAAGCAAAGUGCCUGGACCUCAGAGAAGGCCCAGUUUGACAAGGCCCGCUCCUCCUUCAAGAGCUGGAAGGCGUCCAUUGACAAGGAGUUGAAGUUGUUGGAAGAGGAAAGGGCUAGCUUACAGGCCAAGCGCAACAAGAUCGCGACACGUAUCGCCAAGGUCGAUGAUGAACAUGCUCGCAUCACGGAUGCCAAUGCUCGGGGGUUGAACGAGGCAGAGCGUCGCCGGCAGGAGCGCGCUGCCCUCGAGGCUGAUAUGGCCCGCACGGAGCAGCAUCUCAGGGAUCGCAUCCAGACGCUUCGUGCUGGUAAUAUCACCAAGCAGGCGCAAAUCCACGACCUGAACACCCAAUUGGAAGUUUACAUGGCAAGCUUUCAAGACGACCUGGCUUACGACACAGGAGCGGUGCCGGGUCAUUUCCAACCCUCUGCACAGUGGGGUCCGCCGCCAGCUCCUGUUCCCUACAACGCUCAUGCCCAUGCGCAUGCUCAACCUCAGCCUAUGUGGCCGCCGACCUCCAUGGCCGGCCCUGCUCCUUCUCUUCUUCCGCCUCCGCACCUGUCUGCGUAUCCCAAUCCGAUCGGACCGGUAGCCAAUCCACCUCACGCCAAGACCAGAGGUCGCUCGUCGUCCAUGUUGAGCGAUGUUUCAGGCUUCACUCAGUCGACGGAGGAGCUUGACCGUGAGUUCAACAGCAAUGUAGGAGUUAUCGGGCACCCCCACGUCCACGCCAACCAUCAUUCCUACGGGACAUCAGGAUCAACGAGCUUGCGAGGCCCACCUGGCUUCCACAUUUCGCGGCAGCGAAGUGACGGCCCCGGCGUUGGAUCAGGCUCGGGGUCUGGGUCUGGAUCCGGCUUCGGCUCCGGCAGCAGUAGCGUGCGGUCGGGGAUGAGUGGUGGAAGCGUCAAGGAAGCCCCCAGCCCUGCGUAA
Podospora pseudocomata is the source of this 2973-nucleotide messenger RNA. RefSeq lists its product as uncharacterized. The transcript has a single exon. The record is from RefSeq and is a predicted model, not a curated record. NCBI's taxonomy places the organism in Eukaryota, Fungi, Ascomycota, Sordariomycetes, Sordariales, Podosporaceae. The coding region runs from base 1 to 2973 and encodes 990 amino acids.